AUGGUGGCCGCACUCUUUGAACUGUCGUCCCAGUGGCUCUCAAAGGCCCUUGGCUUUGACGUUGUCAUUGCUAAGUCUACCCGAAUUGGGACUGGCCAGAUUGGCGAAGUGUACCGCGUUGAGCUUGAGUAUGGCACAAAGACCCGAGCAGGGCCUGCCUCGGUGGUGGCAAAAAUGGCUUCUCUCGAUGCAGAUUGCAAAUCUUUCGGGGUCAACUCUGGUUUGUACGAGCGAGAGGUCCGAUUUUAUAAAGAGAUUGCUCCGCUGCUCACAACGGGGCCGAUUGCAACAGUUUACAGGGUGGACAGGGAUGAAGUAUCCGGAGAAUUUGUCAUUUUGAUGAGUGACAAUGCUGGAAGGGUUGGCUGUGACAUUAGCGGAGCAACACUCGAAGAGGCCAGAUUGGCCAUGUCGGAGCUUGGUAGACUCCAUGGGUUGAUUUUGAACCAUGUGUCUUUGAAGAAGCACGGAUGGAUGAAGAGGACAAAAGCCUGGUCGGCAGCAGAACAGAUGUUGGAAUACUGGGAUCGUUUCAAGGAGCGAUAUGGAGAUCGCAUGAGACCAGAACACCGCGACAUCUGCCAGAAGUUUAUCGACAGCUUUGACGCGUACCAUGCCGCCCUAGACGCGACUUCAGCUCCUACAGGGCUCGUACAUGGAGACUAUCGACUGGACAAUAUCCUAUUUGGACACAGUGGAGGCCUGCCAUUGACCUUGGUGGACUGGCAGACCUGCUAUUGGGGGCCCAUCCUUCAUGAUCCCUCAUACUUUUUGGGGUUAGCUAUAACCCCUGAAUUUCGUCGCGAACACGGAGAAGAACUGUUGAAAAUCUAUCACGAGGCUCUCUCUGUGAGCUCGCCUUUCCCGAUCAGCAUUCAUGAAUGCAAGGCGGGCGUUCAGAUGCACAGUUUCACUGGAAUGCGUCAAGCCAUCACGGCGGCGAGUCUCGUGGAAAGAACAACCCGAGGAGACGACCUGUUCCUGACCAUGUUCGAGCGCAGCUGUGAACACGUCGCUGAUACGAAGGCGCUUGAGGUGCUGCCCCCUCCGGUUCCCGUCCCACAUUUGGAGCCAGAAGCAUUAGACGAGAAGAUGCAUCCGUUCAGCGACCACCCCCUUCACAACGAAAGCUGGUAUUUUGAUGUGGUUGACGCAGAGCAGGAAGUCGGGGUAUGGGUGAGGCUCGGAGUCAUUCCCAACCAGAGUGGCUCAUGGUACCAUGCCUUAAUCUGCGGACCAAAGAUACCCACGGUUGGAGUCAUCGAUUUUGAGGCUCCUCACCCGGGAGAGGACCUUAUAGUCCAUGGCGCGGAGUACACAGCCACACACAAAGCAGAAGUGCCCCUCAAGGAAUAUCGUAUCACUGUGAAGGGAAAAGGAGUGGCAUUCGAUGAGCCAGCGACAAUCUUGCAAGGUGGAAGUGGCCGGCCAGUGGAUGUCCAGAUGGACCUCCUUUUUGAAACAGACGGCCACCCUUAUAAAUGGCGCCGUGCGACCAGAUACGAGAUUCCUUGUAAGGUCACUGGUACGUUCUCAUGGGACGACCACACCUUCACCUUUACCAAGGCAAGAGGCCAACGGGACCAUUCUUGGGGUCCUCGCGAUUGGUGGUCGGCCGACUGGGUCUGGACUGCAUUCCACUUCGACGACGGGACGCACAGCCACCUUGUACAUGCCAAAGCCCGAGGAGGAGACUAUCCUCACCUUGGUGUAGGGUAUGUCCAGAGAGAAGGGGAGCCGUUGAUUGAAAUGACCGACGUCAAAGCAGCAGCAGAAAUGGCAGCAAAUGGGUUGGGCAUCUCAACCACGAUCACGAUGGCUCCGCUUCCGCUCACCUUCUACGUGAAACCCACUGGGCAUGCCCCUCUAUGCCUCAUGGCGAAGGACGGACGAGUUGCAAAGUUUCCUCGCUCUUGGGCGACAAUCACCACUAAUGACGGUCGCAAAGGCGUCGGCUGGCUCGAAUGGAACAUCAACGAGUGA
Molecule: messenger RNA, 1983 nt
Organism: Cladophialophora psammophila CBS 110553
Lineage: Eukaryota; Fungi; Ascomycota; Eurotiomycetes; Chaetothyriales; Herpotrichiellaceae
Exons: 1
Coding region: 1-1983 (660 amino acids)
Source: RefSeq, a predicted model, not a curated record